AUCAAUAUGUAUAAUUCAUAAAUGAGAGAAUAAUUGAGGAGUAUUGUGUAAUUAACCCUUUGUUAAUACGGUGGCCUAUCCUCUCGACAAAAAACCUUCUCGUCUCUCUCUCCGCUGAAACAACAGAAGCCGUCUCUCUCUCUCUCUCUCUCUCUCUCUCUCUCUCUCUCUCUCUAUCUAUCUCUCUAUCUAACGAAGCUGAAGACUACGGUAGACAUAACUCAGGUGUAGCAAUGGAAACAGAAAAGAAAGCUGAGCUUGUACGUCUGCUCAAAGUUCUUCCCCCUGUAGAGUUCUGCUGUGUUUAUGGCUCAGCCCUCCAUCCAAAUAAUAGCGACAAGAAUCUGAAAAUGAACCGUGAUCACUAUGCCUCAUGGAUGGUACACCUCGGUGGGGCAAAGCUGAUUACUGAAGUUGCGGAUGAAAUUGGUGUUGGAGUGCACUUCAACCCAUUUGUUACUUGGGAGGACAAGAUGUUCAAGUACGGAGUUGUUCGAAUGGAUGACUUGGUUCGGGAUGUACUGAAUUGGGAGAGGUUCUAUUUGAGUGGUCGUUUACAAAAACCUGUUCAUAUACUUGUGGAUAACUUGGCAAUGGGAAAUUUAAACUCUGUUAAUUUGAGGGCUGCAACCUCUGCUGCUCUGCUGCUUUCUCCGUCCAAAUUCUCCGAGUUUAUGCAGGAAAAUCUAUAUGCCAAGAUAUGUAGUCUCUCGUACAUGGGGGACUUGCGUAUGCUUUUUGCAGAGGACAAAAAUAAGGUGGAGAAGAUUGUACAAGGACAAUUCGAAUUGUUCCAGACAAUGUAUAAGCCAUUUCUAGAAGAAUAUGCAGCCAAGGAUUUGUUGACAUUCUCUUCUUCUGCUGGUAACCAAGUAAAUUUUUCUCAGGAUUGUGGUUUAUCUGCAGCUUCCUCCCUUGUUUCUUGUCUUCCUCCGACUGUCAGAGGCGAGAUGGCGUUGAAGUUGGGAGAAAAGAAAAAACGGAGUGAAUCUGGUCAAGUUACACGUGAAGUUGUAAUCAGUUCGAGAAAGGAAGCUGCAGAAUGCAUGCAGAAGAUCGUGAGGCACAGGGUAAUGGUUUCAAGUGCCAGGCAAGCCGUCUCUGGUCUACUGACGGCUGGUGCUGUUCGUGGAGUUAGAUAUCUUUCAAAUAAAAUGCACAAGGCUUGGAAAUCCUGGAUAUGAUCUUUCUAGUAUUUAACUUUUACGUACUUCUUUUGUAGAACUAGAGCGGUUUUCCUUUGCAAAGCGAGUGUUUCAUGAAAGAAAAUCUAGGAGGGGAUGAAACAUUGAUCUCUCGAGGCUGUAGAAGAAGUUUUGUGACUUUGAUGUAGGAAUGUAUAUCUCUUUUUUCUUUUGGGUUUUAUUUAUUUCUUUCUUUUGUAGAUUUUAAGAUUCCGAGCAUAAAUUAAUUUUAAUUUUUACCUUUUUCCUUUUCCUCUUA
Messenger RNA from Camellia sinensis, 1443 nucleotides. RefSeq names its product translocator assembly/maintenance protein. Gene Ontology annotation, molecular function: phosphatidate cytidylyltransferase activity. The record is from RefSeq and is a predicted model, not a curated record. Lineage: Eukaryota; Viridiplantae; Streptophyta; Magnoliopsida; Ericales; Theaceae. Gene Ontology annotation, cellular component: mitochondrion. Gene Ontology annotation, biological process: CDP-diacylglycerol biosynthetic process; cardiolipin biosynthetic process.